AUUUUUACAGCUUACAAUAAAUUGUAAAAAUGUGGUCAAACAGGUCUACCCUGUUAACAUUUUGUGUCCUAUGCAUUGUGAUGAUCAAUGGCGAUCCAGUAGAGUCUAUGUCCAAAACCCCCGAACUUCCUAUUGGAGCUUAUGAGCCAGGGUGUAUAUGUGGUGCGGUGGGUCGUCACUGCGGAUCACGCGUGGCUACCGGGCAAUUACAGGGCACUUGUAGGGACGUACUAUACGAGUGCUUGGAGAUUGACAUGGGUUAUGAAGCAAGGUAUAUCGGCGACUGCACGUGGUGCGAGAAGAAAGAUGUCGGAAACGAUCAAUGUGCGUGCAUGUUGAAUGGCUCAGCGACUGGCAAACACUGCGCUUCCAGAUAUGGCACGUACCUGUUGGGCCAUUGUAGGCCAAACGGCUAUUACAAUUGCGACUUCAAAAAUGGACCUUGUUACCACGUAAAGGACUGUCCUCAAUAUGCAUGUUAUACUGACAACGGGGUUGGCAGAGAU
This is a messenger RNA of Oppiella nova, 506 nucleotides long. Lineage: Eukaryota; Metazoa; Arthropoda; Arachnida; Sarcoptiformes; Oppiidae. The record is from the annotation of a GenBank genome assembly.